CACCAGUACACAAACAAACACACCCUCUUCUCUUCUCUCUACUCCACGUUCCUUUUGAUCCAUGGUUUCGCCUCUUUAUCCUUUCAAUUCCAUCUAGUUUCCCCAAAUCCAAUCCCGUUUUUCUCAGAUCUCCGGUUAUGGAAAUGGCUUCCAGCCCUCGUUCCGUUGAAGAGAUCUUCAAGGAUUUCAACGCUCGUAGAACCGCUGUUCUCCGUGCUCUCACUCUUGAUGUUGAUGAAUUUUACGGUCUCUGUGAUCCAGAUAAGGAUAAUUUGUGUCUCUAUGGACAUGGGAAUGAAAGCUGGGAAGUGACUCUGCCAGCGGAGGAAGUUCCGCCGGAGCUUCCUGAGCCGGCACUUGGGAUUAAUUUUGCUAGAGAUGGGAUGAACCGGAGAGACUGGCUUUCGCUUGUUGCUGUACACAGUGAUUCUUGGUUGCUUUCUGUAGCAUUCUACCUUGGAGCUCGUCUUAACCGGAAUGAAAGGAAACGUUUGUUUAGUUUAAUCAACGAACUUCCCACCGUUUUUGAAGUUGUGACCGACAGGAAGCCGAUUAAGGACAACAAGCCGGCAGCAGACAGUGGAAGCAAAUCCAGAGGUAGCACCAAGAGAUCAAGUGAUGGGCAAGUCAAAAGCAACCCAAAGUUUCCUGCAGACGAUGGUUAUGAGGAGGAGGAAGACGAGCACAGCGAAACACUUUGCGGGACCUGUGGCGGAAACUACAAUGCGGACGAGUUUUGGAUUGGCUGUGAUAUAUGUGAGAGGUGGUACCACGGGAAAUGUGUGAAGAUCACUCCUGCAAAAGCUGAGAGCAUAAAGCAAUACAAGUGCCCUUCAUGCAGCUUGAGAAGGCCCAGACCCUAGUUUCAAAGGCAGUUGGGAAUACAUAUAUGUCACAAAUGAAUGAUGUUUCCUGGCUGAGAAAGAUAAUUUGACAUUGUUAUUACAUUACUUAGAGAAGUUCAUGUAAACUCUUUCAUGUUUGACUUUAGUGAGAGAAAUCAACAAUUUUUCUCAAGAUUCUAUUCAUGUUUAUUUUUAGUUCU
Messenger RNA from Vicia villosa (hairy vetch), 1045 nucleotides. Its product is annotated as PHD finger protein ALFIN-LIKE 2-like. The record is from RefSeq and is a predicted model, not a curated record. NCBI's taxonomy places the organism in Eukaryota, Viridiplantae, Streptophyta, Magnoliopsida, Fabales, Fabaceae. The coding region runs from base 138 to 863 and encodes 241 amino acids. Gene Ontology annotation, cellular component: nucleus. Gene Ontology annotation, biological process: regulation of DNA-templated transcription. Gene Ontology annotation, molecular function: transcription cis-regulatory region binding; transcription coregulator activity; histone binding. The transcript is spliced from 5 exons.